Molecule: messenger RNA, 485 nt
Organism: Saprolegnia parasitica CBS 223.65
Lineage: Eukaryota; Oomycota; Saprolegniomycetes; Saprolegniales; Saprolegniaceae
Exons: 1
Coding region: 99-455 (118 amino acids)
Molecular function (GO): zinc ion binding; DNA binding
Source: RefSeq, a predicted model, not a curated record
UGUCCUGUUACACGAAACGACUGGUGGAUCGCAUCGCGGGUCCAGUUCUUAUAGCAGUCGUCAAUUUUCUCUUCCACUUUGCACCACAGCGAGGGUGCAUGGCGCCGCCCAGCGCCUGGUCGCAGUACAAGGAGGCGGUGCUGCAAGUCGCGACCACGUCGACCGCCACGUGCCAAGCGUGCAGCGCCAAGAUAGGCGCGGGCCAAUUGCGCCUCGGUGUCAUGUACCUCCACGUCGACGGCUUCAUGCUCAUGGAAUGGGUCCACGUCUCGUGCGAGCCGUCGCUGCCCGCGGCUUUCGAUACGAUCUCGUUCAUCGAGACAGGCGUCGACCCCGACCACGCCAAGCGCAUUCUGAGCUGGGUCUCGAUCUGCAAGACCAAGCCGUCGACGGCCAAGGAAAUCUUGGAGCUCGAGACGCACCAGAUGAGCCGCAGCCGAAAGAUGACCGCCUAAGUUAUACCAAGACAGAGUUAUGCCUCCUCG